UCCCACAAAUCCUUUUCUUGGUGACAGCUGCUCUGUACCUGGGUGGGCAGGAAGCACCAGCCACAUUAGAUAUGAUUAAUCAGAAAAAAAAACCCUACAAAAUUCAGGAACUUGGACUUCUAAGCACUUGUUUGUGGUUGGCCCGAUCUGUGUUAAACAUAGCUCUGUGCAGCUGGUCCUUAGCAGCUUCUGAUAUUUAAAAUGCAUUUUGAAACUACAGGGGAACCUCCAAACAGGCACUAAUCCCUUUUAAAUGAGAACGCACAGAGGCGGGGUUUCCCUUUCCUUGGAAAUACCAGUUCAUUUUGACCGGGAUCGGCAGAGCAGUAGGAUUUAUCCCAAGGGAACUCCUAAAGACUUAUCCAGACUAAAAAGCUUACCCAGACUUAAGCAGAUACACAUUUAUGAGCAACCUUUCCCUGUCUCUCCAUGGCUUUCCAGGCAAUGCUGAAUUAUAACGAAACAAGAAAAAAAAAAAUAGCCGAGAACAUCCAGUUAUAAAGAGGGGAAGUUAAGGAUAGGUCAUCUUAUGGGUGCUGCAGAGUAACGGUUACAAAUGCAGAGUUAGGGCUUGUCUCAAAAGAAGAUUUGGAAGCUUAUGCUCCAUUUUGUGACAACGAACCUGUCGCAUUUCAACACAUGAGAUCUUGAAACCAUCCUUAACUAUUCUAAGCACUUGUGCUUAACAUGACCUGGGUUGUCUUCCCCAACAGAUAUAAAAUAAUCACUACAGAGAGAAGAGUCCGGUGGGCGCUAGGUUUGUGCUGGUCUGUGUCCCUGCUGGCAGGAUUAGUCCCCAUGUUUGGGUGGAACAAGGCAGAACCAAGAAACUCUGGCUUUCUCAGGUGUCGCUUCACCUCUGUGAUGAAGAUGGAAUACAUGGUGUACUUUGGCUUCUUCACAUGGACCCUGGUCCCUCUGCUCAUCAUGUGCGCUCUGUACAUUGAAAUCUUUAACAUUAUCCGGACAAAGCUACAUCAAGGUUCAACCAGUGUGAGAGGGGCAGGAGGUUUUUAUGGACAGGAGUUCAAGACAGCCAAAUCUCUAACACUUGUUCUCUUCCUGUUUGCUGUAUCCUGGUUGCCUCUGUGCAUUAUAAACUGUGUUUCCUACUUUUAUCCUAAAUGUCAGAUCCCCAAGUAUUUGAUGUACUUGGGAAUUGUGUUAUCCCAUGCCAAUUCUGCCAUGAAUCCCAUUGUCUAUGCUUGCAAGAUAAAAAAGUUCAAAACCACAUACCUUUUCAUUUUAAGGACCUAUAUCCUCUGCAAAAAACCAGACCCGGUUCUUACAGAGCAAAAACCAGACCAGCAGUCGUAAAUAAAGGACAAAUGAUGACCUGCCAGUACACGCCAGACCACUGAUAAACCACUUUGUUAAGAAACCCAUGUGAAAAUUUGUGUCGUUUCAUCUGUUCCCACUCUUGCACAAACUGUUUCACGAUAAGGGCAAGCGUCUCUUACUCAAUCUGAUGCAUAUUUGACAUUAAUUUUGUAAGGAUCAUUUCUGAUCUCCGGCAUCAUUAUACCCAAGAGAACUCUCCUCAGUGGCCACCGUAUGCAGCCCAGCUUUUCCAGGCCAGCAUCUUCAUUUAACAGGACCUUCCAGUUAUUAUUGAUCAGCCUGAGCGUUAUUUGGUCAGCCAGUGACUCAAAGCACCAUUAACAAGGCAGAUGUUUUGCUCCUUGUUCCCCAGCUCAGAUCCAUGGAGAGCUGGUAAAGACAGUGCUUGGUUGUCCCUAGAUUUAACCCAAGACUGAAAACUCUUUGUUACGACUCUGAUUUUUGGUUUUGCCCAGUUACAGGCCCUUUGCUUACAGACAGACAAACUUGCCCUGACUCUGUUUUUGACAGUAGCGCCUCUCCAAUAGUAGCAUCUCCUGUGACAUCUCCAGCUGCAGAUGCACAACCACAGUGUCAAACCACCCUCGCUCGCUGACGGCCAUCUCAGCUGACAGCUCGGAAGCUGCACUGACUUUGAUGACCUCCUCCCUUCUUUAGCGAGAUGCUGGCAGUGGGAGACUUCAGUCAAGAUGCUGCUGACCUCAGAAGCCUGCAAGAACAGACCUCAGACACAGAGCACCAGGCAGGAGCCGUUCAUUAAUGAGACAUGCUGGGGCAGGGGAGCAUGCCAGGAAGAGAUGACUGUCAAAAAAUGAACUAAUGGCAUAUUUAAGUUCUCUCCUUCUUCCCCAGGAAUCAACUUGACAGUCUCUAAACCAUCAAGGAUGAACCUUCCCAUUUUUUUUCCACUUAAACCCACCCAUUUGGAGAAUUCUUCUUACACAGCACAUUCCCAAGCUUAACUCCCCCUACAAUCACAAACCAUUUUCCUGACACCCGAUUCAAGAAUGACUGGUUGCAAGUCUCCUCUUGUAAACCCAAAGAACAGCUGCUUGUUUUGUGACAACCUGCUACAGACCGAAAGACAGCUCUAAAGGUGUUUGUAAAUAUGUCUAGAUAUGUCUUCAUAUUAACUCAUUUCAAAAUACAGAAGAGAUACUUAAGCCAAAUUUUGUCCAGUGGUGGUUUUUUCCAUAAGGAUUGGCUGUGUCCACUGAAAGAGAGGACAAAUGUGUUCUUUGUUGUUGGUAAGACAGCAAUUCACAAGCGAGCCAUGUCCUCACUGACCAUUCUUACACCCUUCAGCUUCUCUCUUGAUUUAGGCUAUAAAUUUGAGCCUGGUGCUACAGUGUUGUCACUUUUAAAUGAAUAAUAAUAAAUAUUAAAUGAAUUUUAUAUUAAUCCAGCCUGCUGUUCUCCCAUGACAAACAAACCAACCUAGUGAUUCUGCGUAAAAAAGAACCCUGGAUGAAAUCUUCACUCUGUUUUGGUUGGUGUCCUCACUGGGAUGGCACAGAAACUGCAGGAUUACACCACAGCUUGUUUUUGGGGAACAUGGGUCAAGCUGAAAUAGGUCAUUAAAGGCCAGGCUCUUUUUUCUCUUUUCUCCUCCAUCUUUAAAUAAUAACGGCAGUCUAGAAAAAGCAGAAAAGGGAAUGCAUCGUUCUGUUAUUUAACUCAGAAAGAGUUGGCAUCUCCUCCUUCAGCUGAGAUCAGACAUCUCAAUUUAUUAUCUGAUGUAACCCUCAUCAGAGGCCAAAGUUCUGCCCUGUUACACAGCUCAACUCUAUUAAUAAACAGCAAAGGAAGUCACUGCACAAGAACAUUGGAAUUUUGCUACACAAUCUCUUAUUAUCAGUUGAUGGAGCUGAUUGCUUUCAGAGAAAAACAAGUUCCACUUCAAGAGCACAAAAUCGUUCGCUAG
This is a messenger RNA of Cuculus canorus (common cuckoo), 3265 nucleotides long. Its product is annotated as adenosine receptor A3-like. Bases 688 to 1317 code for a protein of 209 amino acids. Lineage: Eukaryota; Metazoa; Chordata; Aves; Cuculiformes; Cuculidae. The record is from RefSeq and is a predicted model, not a curated record. Gene Ontology annotation, molecular function: G protein-coupled adenosine receptor activity. The transcript has a single exon. Gene Ontology annotation, biological process: G protein-coupled adenosine receptor signaling pathway. Gene Ontology annotation, cellular component: synapse; dendrite; membrane.